Prorocentrum cordatum is the source of this 2773-nucleotide messenger RNA. Lineage: Eukaryota; Dinophyceae; Prorocentrales; Prorocentraceae. The record is from the annotation of a GenBank genome assembly.
GCAGUCUUGUGUGUAUAUAUAUGUAUAACAUAUACGUGGUGGCUCAAGCCAUUCUGGCUCAAGGCCGCGGCAAAGUAGUCGCGAGAGUUCCCGCGAUCUCGCAGCCACGGCUGGGCUGGGCGUGCAGCACAGGGUCAUGGGCGGCACAGGCAAAGGCGGCAGCAAGGGGAAGCCGGCGGCACAGGGCAAGUCUCUGAGUCCGCCACCAGUGGAGCAGCGCAGUCCGCGCAGUCCGCGCAGUCCGCGGCCGUGGCAAAGUCGCGAGAGUCCCCGCGAUCUCGCAGCCACGGGUGGGCUGGGCGUGGAGCACAGGGUCAUGGGCGGCACGGGCGAAGGCGGCAGCAAUGGGAAGCCGGCGGCACAGGGCAAUCCUCCGAGUCCGCCACCAGUGGAGCAGCGCAGCAGCAGUCCGCCGCCGCGCCGCAUCAGUAACGACAGCUCAGACCCUCCGACGCCUGUGGCCGUGGCGCCCGAGAACGUCACCGUGAGGGCGAAGAUUUGCUAUAUCUUCCUUGCCUUCUUCGCCUUCUGGUUCGGCGCCGCGCGCUUUGACAUGGACGGUGAUGGGGAUUUCGACGCAGCGGACGUGCAGGCCAUAAUGAACGGCGGGAAGAAGUUGUUGAAGCUCAACUUCUCGCGGCCUGUCACGAGCAAAAGGGCGAAGAAGGCGCGCCGGAAGAGGAUCGAGGCGAAGAGGAAGCAGAGAGAAGCUAACGAGGAAGAGGCUGACAGGACGCACCAGGAGAUCGUCCGUAUGAGCGGGGAGGCGGGCGGUGUCACGGGGACUGUGGCGAACGUUUUGGAGCACGGUGCCCACAGCGUAAGGAGUUUGGCUGCGAAGGGCGACGCCAUCUUCGAUGCUGACGUCGAGGAGGAGGCUCAGGAGGACGAGAUCAUUGACAACCUAAGGCAGUUCUGGCCCUGGUUCACAAUCAUUGAGGUGCUCAUGUGCCUCGGCUUCUGGGGCGUGAACGCGUUCAACACGAUGGCCUACUCAUUACUGCAGUCCGACACGGUUAUCACAGACGACCUUAAAUUGACCGAGUACGUGAAAAAAGACCCGAACGAGCAGCUGUUCCUGGACGAUUGCAAGAACGAGUGCAGCGCUGCCGACGAGGCGUGCGUGGGCAUCGGCUGGAAGAGCGGGCCGUGGCCUGAGUGCUUCCUGCUGAGCUCGCUGCCGACCACAUAUCCAGCUUAUCCGCCCUGCCAGAAAGACGCGUGGGGCUGGCGUAUGUACGCGAAGCAGGCGUGGACCCCCUCCAUCAUGUUCUUCAUGAAGGGAGGCGUGGAGAGCAUUUGGCCCGGGUUCACCACCCUGGACGCUUACAACUUCUGCCACGAGGGCUACGACAUCAGCUUCCUGUGGAGGUGGUGGAGCUACCAGUUCACGCAUGGGAGCAUUAUGCACGUUGGCGCCAACUGCUUCUCAUUGAUCAUGCUCGGCAUUCCCUUGGAGGGCUGGCAGGGAACAGGCAUGUUCGCUGUCAUGUGGACCGUCGGGGUUCUCGGCGGUGCCUUCUGCUGGGCGCUCUUCGAUCCCUACACCACCUCGUACGGCGCAUCCGGAGGGUGCUACUCCCUCUACGGCAUGCACGCCGCAGACCUGAUUCAGAAUUGGGGCGACAAGAAGUGGCGCUUUGGGACAGUAUCAGUCUUGCUUCUGGUCGCUGGUGUGGAGUCGGCCGCCUUCUGGGCUUCGCGUGACGAGGAAAGUUCUACAGCUCACACUGUGCACGUUGGUGGUCUCGUCUAUGGGCUCCUCAUCGGCUUCACGAGCGGCCGCAACGACCGCUGGAAGAUUUGGGAAUACGUGUGCUCCGCGAUGGCCUGGGCCGUGGCAGGCAUCCUCGUCGUCGGGAGCAUUUACUUCUGGUUCUUCUUCAACGAGCACCCCGGCAUCGGCAGCUUGUGGAAGCCGCUUCUUGGCAAGACUAUGGAGCGCCCCUUUUGCUGGAUCGGGUAUGUGUGCAUCGGAGAUAGUGGCAACCACUGUCCGUUGAUAGACGACAUUACCAGUUACGCGACGAACGCCGGCUCCUCAACGAACACGUUCAGGCAGUGCGUCAUGUGCGAUACAAGGGACUGCGUGGAGGGCUGGUACAGCGACACCUACGAGGUCACCACCGCAGGGGUGACCACUGAGCACUACAAGUAUUGCCCGACGGAGUCGUCGCGCAGCUUCUGCACCUUUACCACCGGCGACAGCUUCGACCUGUGGUACCCUCCGACCAAGAGCGCGUACCAGCUGACUGACACGCCUGCGCCGUCACCUGCACCGACGCCUCAGCCGACGCCUGCCUGAGAGGUGGACCGGCAGGCCCCUCUGCCCUACGCGCUGCAGCAAUUUCUCGGCGCCGUUCGUCCAUCGGGAGGGGAUGUCGUGGAAGAGCCUGGGGCGAGGAGCGAUUUGGGAAAAGGUCGGCUCGGCGGCGCGCAGAAACGGAGCAGGGUCCGGGCGGUCCUCUGCAAUGCCCCCCCCCUCCUCCCCUCCGCUGACUAGGUGGGGGGCGCGAGGUUUGCUUGGAUUUUGGAUGCCGAUUCCUUCCAAGUGGCCCGUCGCCUUCUUUGAGUGCCACACCCCCCAUCGCGGCCCCACUGCUUACCGCCAGGUAUUUGCCGAACAGUGCUGAUUUUUAUGGUCCGUCCCUUUUCGCGCGCCUGCGGGCUCGAGCCCGCAGGCGCGCAGUAGAACCAGACGCGCUCUCGGCCUCUGGCUGGUCGGUCUCGCCCAGAGUCGUCUCACCCAGAGACCGAGCGGAUGAGGAUGUUG